Rhizophagus irregularis DAOM 181602=DAOM 197198 is the source of this 1323-nucleotide messenger RNA. RefSeq lists its product as uncharacterized. The record is from RefSeq and is a predicted model, not a curated record. NCBI's taxonomy places the organism in Eukaryota, Fungi, Glomeromycota, Glomeromycetes, Glomerales, Glomeraceae.
AUGAAUGAAUCAAAUGAUGAUCAAAAAUUUGAGGGUUAUGAAUGUACAAGAUGUCCAGAAAAUGUUAAAUUACUGGGUUACAAAAUUAUUGACAAACAAAAAAAUUAUCAACGAACUUCGUCAACCAAGAGAAAAAAGGCACAAACUAAUAUAAUAAGCUACUUCAAAAAUGAUGAGCCACUUCUACUUUUUGAACAGAAAUUUUUUGGAUCAAGUCAUCGAAUCCGUCUUACACCACGAACAACAUUAUCAGGUCGAAUUUUAAGAGAAGAAGCAAUUAAAGCCAAGACAAAAAUUGAUAAAAUAUUUGGACAAUCAGAAAAUCCAACUUUGUAUUGGCGUGAAUUCCUUGCAGAAUUAAAAGAUUACUCACAAGAUUUUGCUACCGUAGACCUUUUAGUUAAUGAAGUAUUUUCUAUAGUUGAAAAAAUCGGAAUAGAAAAAUUUACAGCGUUGUGUACAGCACAUGUAAUUAAUUUAAUUACGGCUGAUUUUUACAAAAUUCCGAUGGUGGCAAAAUUUAUUGUUGAAUUAAAUAAGGCGAUUGAAUUUUUUAAUGGGUCAUAUAUUUUGCGUGAAAAACCAGAAAUCAUAUCAAAUGCUCAAGUUAGAACUAAGAAUCAAAUAAAAAAAAUGAUGAAUUCUAUUUCUGAGUCAAACUGGAUUAUGAAACCAAUUGAGAAUUGUAUAUUAAAGCUUGAAGCAAGAAUAGCGUCCUGCUAUAUUCAAAUGUUAAAAUUAGCUACUGCAAUUAAUAGGCUUCCCUCCAGCAAAACUUUAAAUUUCCUAUUACAAAAUUUACAAUCACCGCAAAAAUUUGAUCAUGAAGCAUGUUUAUUCCCAUUAUAUCAUGGACGUGAAUUAAAUGAUAAAGCUUUUCAAAUUUCAUGUCGUGUUGCAACUAAAUAUUGGCAGACGCAUGAUCCUCCAUUUAAUUUGGACUAUGAUUCAAAGUCUGAACCACUGCUUGCUUGGUGGCUAACAUAUGAAAUGCCUUUAGUUUCUCUUGCAGUCAAAGAUGUUUUCAAAUUACACCUAGCAAAGCAGUAUGUGAAAGAAAUUUCUCAGUUCUUAAAUGGUUUUAUGGUGAUUGCAGGACUCGUUUGGAUAUUAGUAGAAUUGAAAUUAAUGUCAAUGAUACAUUCUUUUUGGAUAACAAAUGCUAAAAAAGAAAUUACGGCUGAUGGUUUGCGGAAUUGUACUCAAAUCUCGACUGUUAUGGACGAAUUUGAUGAGCUUAAUGAAUAUGAUGACGCAGUGGUCGUGCACCUGGAUCUUACAUCACUUAAUAUUAGUUUAAUAGUUAAUUUAGAUCACGUCUAA